Messenger RNA from Purpureocillium lilacinum, 612 nucleotides. RefSeq lists its product as uncharacterized. The record is from RefSeq and is a predicted model, not a curated record. NCBI's taxonomy places the organism in Eukaryota, Fungi, Ascomycota, Sordariomycetes, Hypocreales, Ophiocordycipitaceae.
AUGCCCGUCGACUUCGACAAGCAGAGCUACUGGCGCGAGCGCUUCGCGCACGAAACGCAGUUCGAGUGGCUCCUCCCGUCGGCCGACUUCAUGGCGAUGCUGCAGCCGCACCUCGACCGGCUGGACCCGUCGUCGGCGCGCAUCCUGCACCUGGGCUCCGGCACGAGCGACCUGGCGACGCACCUGCGCGGGCGCGGCUUCGUCGACGUGCUCAACGUCGACUACGAGCCGCUGGCGGCCGAGCGCGGGCGCGAGCUCGAGCGCCGCGCCUUUGGCGACGUGCGCAUGCGCUAUGCCGUCGCCGACGCGACGCAGCUGGCCAGCGGCACCGACGGCGUGCGCCCCGGCGCGCGCUUCGACCUCGUCGUCGACAAGAGCACCGUCGACGCCGUGUCGUGCGCCGGCCACGAGGCGUUUGCGCGCAUGGCCCGCGGCGUGCGCCAGCGCCUGGCCGACGGCGCCGCCUGGAUCUCUCUCAGCUACUCGGCGCAGCGCUUCGACGACGAGGAUCUGCCCUUUGACGUCGAGGUCAUUGCGCGCGUGCCGGCCCCCAAGCUGAGCCCCACGGACCCGGACAUCUACCACUGGUGCUACCUGAUGACGCCAAAAUGA